Messenger RNA from Seriola dumerili (greater amberjack), 1609 nucleotides. It is a transcript of the gene asph, whose product is annotated as fibrous sheath CABYR-binding protein-like. Gene Ontology annotation, molecular function: peptidyl-aspartic acid 3-dioxygenase activity. Bases 95 to 1609 code for a protein of 504 amino acids. Lineage: Eukaryota; Metazoa; Chordata; Actinopteri; Carangiformes; Carangidae. The record is from RefSeq and is a predicted model, not a curated record. Gene Ontology annotation, cellular component: membrane; endoplasmic reticulum. The transcript has 9 exons. Gene Ontology annotation, biological process: peptidyl-aspartic acid hydroxylation.
GCUCUCGUCUCUCAGCUGGGACUGCAUGCUGUCUUUGUGGCCCGUUCACUUGUUGUUUGGUUAGUUGUUGAAGCCAGGCUGUCGGUCGGCAGGGAUGGGUGAUCCAGCGACCCUGGUGGAGUCUGCCACCCCCGCUGUCAUCACAGCGAUCCCCACGGUCGUUGCCGGAGAAACUCAAGAUGGAGCUAAAACCCAAUCAGCCAAUAAGAAUGGGAAGAAGGCCGACUCCGGGUCCAGCAGCAGCUUCUUCACCUGGUUCAUCGUCCUGGCCCUGCUGGGUGUCUGGACCUCUGUAGCCGUGGUCUACUUUGACCUGGUUGACUAUCAGGGAGUUCUGGACAAGGCUAAGGGCUUACAAAUUAACCUGUCUGAGGCCUUGCAAGGUAAACUGGUGGCCUACGACACAGAUGGAGAUGGUGACUUUGAUGUGGAGGAUGCUAAAGUUCUGCUAGGACUGAAAGAGAAAGCCGUCGUCGUCUCCUCCCGUAGUGAAGAAGCUGCCGCCCCGGUAGAGGCUGCUGACCCUGAACCCACACCAGAGGCUGUCAUUGAGCCUGAUCCUGAGCCUGUGGAGGACGUGGUUGAAGCUGCUGUAGCUGAGGACACUUCUGCUCCACCACCAGAACCUGAACCUGAGGUAGCAGCUGAGCCAGAGGUGGUUGAGUCUGAGCCUGAACCAGAACCUGAACCAGAGCCUGAACCAGAACCAGAGGCUGUGGAGACUCCUGAGGUGAUUGAGGAGGAUCCAGAGGUGCUGGAGGAGGAGCCUCUUGUAGAAGAGGAGGAUGCCCCUGUAGAGGAGGCUCCUGUGGAGGAGGCUGCUCCACUGGAGGAGCCAGAAGCUGAGGAGGCUGCAGAGGAGAUGAUUGCAGAUGAGCCUGCAGAGGAGGCAGCAGCUGAAGAGGCUGUGGAGGAGGUGGAGGAGAUGGCAACAGAGCAGGCUGUGGAGGAGGCUGUUGAGGAGGCCGCGGAGGAACCUGCAGUAGAGGAAGCCGAGGAGGAGGCAGCUGCAGAGGAGAUGGACGAGGCUGUAGAGGAGGAGAGUGCUCCUGCUGAAGAAGAGGAGGCAGCUCCUUCAGAGGAACCGGCUGAGGAGGCAGCUACUGAAGAAGCUGUUGAGGAGGUUGCAGAAGAAGAGGAGGCAGCACCUGCUGAAGAGGCCAUGGAGGAGAUGGCUGAAGAAGAGGAGGCAGCUCCUUCAGAGGAACCCGCUGUAGAGGAGGAGGGAGCUCCUUCAGAAGAAGCUGUGGAGGAGGAGGCAGCUCCUGCAGAGGAACCUGCUGAGGAGCCCGCUGAAGAGGAGGCAGCUACUGAAGAAGCUGCUGAGGAGGUAGCAAAAGAAGAGGAGGUAGCACCUGCUGAUGAGCCCACUGCAGAGGAGGAGGCAGCUUUUUCAGAAGAAGCAGUGGAGGAGGCAGUGGAGGAGGCAGUGGAGGAAGAAGUGGAGGAAGAAGUGGAGGAAGAAGUGGAGGAAGCAGUGGAGGAAGCAGUGGAGGAGGCAGAGGAGGAGGCAGAGGAGGAGGCUACAGAGGCAGAAUCAGCAGACACAGAGGCUGCUCCAGAAGAGGUGGAGGAGCAAACAGUCCCAGGUGAGAAGGAAGAGGUUUAG